Molecule: messenger RNA, 2164 nt
Organism: Paralichthys olivaceus (Japanese flounder)
Lineage: Eukaryota; Metazoa; Chordata; Actinopteri; Pleuronectiformes; Paralichthyidae
Source: RefSeq, a predicted model, not a curated record
UGAGGAAGUCUUGGGCGAACAAUGUGCUCGACUGGUGAACAAGAUUAAAAUAUCAGCUGCAUUUGUACGAAAACGUCAAUAACAGAGACGGAAGUCAACAUCCAGCUGCUAGACGUCACAGGCGUGCCAGCUCAACACUGACAAUGCUCAGGAGGGACAGUCCCUUUGGUAACAACACCAGCAGCUAUGCAGGAUCGAUCCAGUCUAAUGGUUAUUCCAGUGCUGUUGAUGAUGUGUCAUCACAGGUCUCAAACGUGUCGAGGCUCAGUGCAAAGUCAAUUUACUUGCAGAGGAAGAUGUACGCAGUGUCUUUGAACAAGAUGAUGGACAAAUUUCAGUACAGAGUGGAGCACCUGUUCACCUGUGACCUGGAUGGGAAGGAGCUGAGGAGUGUAUCAGACUGUGUGGAGCGUCUGAAGCUGCUGGAUGGGAUGGGUCGUGUGUGGGGUCAGAACAUGAUGCUGGGGGUGCGAGGAGUCAACCUGCUGCUCACCGACACUGACACCAAGGAGGAGCUGGAGUCGCUAGCUCUCAGUGACAUCGUGGAGCUGAAGGCGAUGCUGAACACUGGCAUCUUCAACUCCCUGCUCACUGUGUCGGUUCAGCCAGGGAGAAAAAAGACAACCACUGUCUACAUGUUCCAGUGUGAGGAAGUCAGGGCUGACUAUGUCCAAAAGGAUCUGUCACAGGCCCUGUCACGCAGGAGAGAGAAUCCAAGCCUCUACAGCACUUCACAAGUUAAAGCCACCCACAAAGGAGAGAACAAAUGUAAUGCUGCAAAAGCCUCUGAGGUGGAAGAGGAGGAGGAGGAGGAGAAGGAGGAGAAGGAGGAGAAGGAGGAGAAGGAGGUCCAUGAGCCUGAGCUGUUUGUGCAUCAUGAAGAAGAGGAGGAGGAGGCCUCACCUUUCAGAGAGGAAGUACCGUUACCACAGCUCUCCAGCGCUGAGGAGGGUCCUCCACGUCCAUACACAGAGCUGGACAGGAGUGUGGACAUCUUAAAUCAUAUUGUAAGUGACAUUGAAAUCUUCAUGGGACAAGUUGCUGCAGUCGUAUCUAAAAAUGCAAAGAAAAAGAAGAAGAAGAAAAAGGGGAAAGUCAUGGACGGCAUGCCUCCUGCAAAAGAGUUUGCAGAGUGUCUCCAUAAGAUCAAAAGUGGUUUCAACCUUCUGGGGGAGCUCAAUGGACAGAUCAAAAAUCCCAGCGCUCCUGAAUUUGUUCACGCCAUCUUCUCCUCAUUAGCAUUUGUAAUAUGUCAAUGUCCCGAGGAUCUGCCACAGACCAUCGUGGCUCCACUGCUGACGCCUCAGUGUAUCCGUUUCAUGAGCGAGGAGGCGUCUCCAGAGGAGGACCAGCUGUGGCAGUCUCUGGGAGACGCCUGGAACAUCCCCAGCACCAAAUGGCCAGAGGAUGAUGAGGACAUCCCGACAUACACUCUGACGUUCUUUGGUGGCUGGCAGCCUCCUGAAGUAUCUGCACUCAGUGAACCUGUGAGCAGACAGGAGAGUCCACAACCUGCACCCAGCCAGACUCAGAAACAACAACCCCUCCCUCAAAAAGCUCGCUCAGGUGAAUCCAAACCACGUCACAUGCGAGUUAUGUACGACUUCGUUAAAAGAAACCACAUAGAGCUCACUGUCACUAAAGGGGAAAUGGUUGAGCUGCUGGACAUGUCGAAGCAGUGGUGGAAAGUGAGAAACAGCAGAGGAGAGGAGGGAUUUGUUCCUAAUAAUGUGUUGGUGCCUCAUGAUGAAGAACAACCUGACAAGGAAACUUUUGGCUCUCCUGUCCUGACAAAGAAGUCCAGGCCUGCAGAGGUGAAAGCCUGGCUGGAAGACAAAGGCUUUAGUAAAAUCACUGUGCGCUGUCUGGGCGGGCUGAGCGGCCCCAUGCUGCUGGGGAUGAGCAGAGAGGAGCUGAAGACCGUGUGUCCAGAGGAAGGAGGACGAGUCUUCUUCCAGCUACAAGCUGUCAAGUCCACACUGGCUGCUGCCAGUUAAAGUGAGAGCAUCAAGACGACAUUGAAGAAAGACAAGGAAACAGGUCCCCAGUGUUUUGAUAGGUAGUGACUGAUAUGUCAUUUUAAAGGUAUACUAAUAAAGUUGUCUGGUGUCAGUCAGAAAGAGUUACAUGCUAUUUAAUCAGUAAAUUUGAUUGAAAGUGUAAA